Haliotis rubra (blacklip abalone) is the source of this 5401-nucleotide messenger RNA. Its product is annotated as inositol hexakisphosphate and diphosphoinositol-pentakisphosphate kinase 2-like. Gene Ontology annotation, cellular component: cytosol. Gene Ontology annotation, biological process: inositol metabolic process; inositol phosphate biosynthetic process. Gene Ontology annotation, molecular function: 5-diphosphoinositol pentakisphosphate 1-kinase activity; diphosphoinositol pentakisphosphate kinase activity; inositol hexakisphosphate kinase activity. Lineage: Eukaryota; Metazoa; Mollusca; Gastropoda; Lepetellida; Haliotidae. The transcript is spliced from 34 exons. The record is from RefSeq and is a predicted model, not a curated record. Bases 184 to 4209 code for a protein of 1341 amino acids.
UCCGUUUUGACAUUCGAUGGCAACAACUCAAGAAUGUAGACCUUUGUAACUGCCUAAACGAUGUUUCUCCUUUUGGAAACAAGAGAAAAAACAUAACACGAUCAGUGUAGACAUGCACCAUGAGUUAUGGAUAAAGAUGUCAAAAGACCUUCCAGUCAGUAGGCUCUGACCACGUCUUGAAACAUGGAAGGGAAGGAGGAGCUACCAAUUCCAGGCAUCUGGGUGAAUGUCAGCUCUGCAGAACAGGAGGCAGCAGGGGGGCCACAUUCACCCAGGGUGAAGUUCAUGAUCGGUGAUGACUUUGAGGAGAGGCCUCGCAGUCCAGGUUGCUAUGAGCGAUCUGAUUCCGCAGACAGAAGGAUUGUGGUUGGGGUGUGUGCAAUGUCGAAGAAGGCUAUGUCUAAGCCAAUGAGGGAAAUUCUUCAAAGACUUGAGCAUUUUGAGAGAAUACAGAUUCUUGUGUUUGAAGAAUCUGUGAUCUUGAAUGAAUCCAUUGAGGACUGGCCUAUCUGUGAUGCUCUGAUAUCGUUCUACUCACACGGCUUCCCGCUUAGCAAAGCCAUUGCAUAUGAGAAGCUCAGAAAACCUUUUGUCAUCAAUGACUUGGAAAAUCAGUAUUGUUUGAGAGACAGGCGACAAGUGUACCAGAUUCUAGUCCAGGAGGGAAUUGCUCACCCAAGAUACGCUGUCCUCAACAGAAAUGAAGAAAAGGCUAUCAGUAAAUAUGUACAGACUGAGGACUCAAUAGAGAUAGAUGGUGUCCUGUUCCCCAAACCCUUUGUUGAGAAGCCUGUAGAUGCCGAAGACCACAACAUUCACAUCUAUUUCCCUAUGUCAGCAGGUGGAGGUAGCACACGUUUAUUUCGUAAGGUUCAUGACCGCAGUAGUGUGUACUCUGUUAUGAGUCGUGUAAGAUCUGCUGGUUCUUACAUUUAUGAAGACUUCAUGCCAACAGACGGCACUGAUGUGAAGGUGUACACAGUGGGUCCUGACUAUGCCCAUGCAGAGGCCAGGAAAUCCCCAGCACUGGAUGGGAAGGUGGAGCGGGACAUGGAUGGGAAGGAGAUCAGAUAUCCUGUUAUUCUUAGUGCCAAAGAGAAGAUGAUUGCCAAGAAAGUUUGUCUUGCUUUCAAGCAAAAUGUAUGUGGAUUUGAUCUGCUGAGAGCUAGUGGCCAGUCCUAUGUGUGUGAUGUAAAUGGGUUUAGCUUUGUGAAGACUUCCAGUAAAUACUAUGAUGACUGUGCCAAAAUACUUGGAACAAUGAUCAUGAGAGCCUUAGCCCCUCAGCUUCAGCUUCCAUGGGUGUUAGGGGCUGGGCCUGAAGAUAUACCAGUGGUUCCUACGACACAAGGACCCAUGAUGGAGCUGCGAUGUGUAAGUGCUAUUAUUCGUCAUGGCGACCGGACACCCAAACAGAAAAUGAAGAUGGAAGUGAAACAUAAAAAGUUCUUUGAAUUGUUUGAAAAGUAUGGAGGGCUGAAGAAGGCUCACCUGAAGCUCAAGAAACCGAAGCAGCUUCAGGAAGUGCUUGACAUUGUCCGCCACCUGCUGAGUGAGAGUCAGUACAAAGUGGAUCCAGAAGUGGAGGAGAAGAAGGCCAAGCUACAGCAGCUAAAACUUGUGUUGGAAAUGUAUGGACACUUUUCUGGAAUAAAUCGCAAAGUGCAGAUCAAAUACCAGCCUCAGGGUUGCCCUAAGAAGUCUUCCAGUGAAGAGGAUGAUGUGCCACGUGAUCCAUCCCUUCUACUAAUUGUCAAGUGGGAAGGGGAGCUAACUCCUGCAGGCAAGAUCCAAGCAGAAGAUCUAGGAAAGGCUUUCCGCACUUUAUACCCCGGAGGUCAGGGUCAGUUCGAAUCUCCUGGGUUGGGUUUCUUGCGACUUCACAGCACCUUCAGGCAUGACCUCAAGAUAUAUGCAUCGGACGAAGGUCGAGUUCAGAUGACUGCAGCGGCCUUUGCCAAGGGUUUGCUGGCUCUUGAAGGGGAAUUAACUCCAAUACUGAUGCAGAUGGUGAAGAGUGCCAACAAUAAUGGACUCUUGGACAGUGAGGGGAAGGAAUCCAAGUACCAGCUUGUGUGGAACAGUCACCAGGCUUUUGUCAAGGAAAAAUUGAAAGAUAUUUUUAAUGAAGACAAAGAUUUCUCUGAUGAAGAUUAUGAGAAGCUGGCUCCAACGUCCAGUAUAUCCCUUAUUAAUGCCAUGAAGUUCGUCAAGAAUCCUAGACAGAUGUGUGAACGUGUUCACGAAAUGAUCCAUGAAAUAACAUCCAAAAUCAGAGCUCUCAAGGUGGAACUCAAGUCCAGAGAUCUAAAGCUGUAUCAUGGGGAAUCAUGGGAGUUGCUGAUUCGAAGAUGGGCCAAGUUGGAGAAGGAUUACAAGACAAAGAUAGGGAGGUUUGACAUCAGCAAGAUCCCUGACAUAUAUGACUGCAUAAAGUAUGACCUACAGCACAACCAGAAGACAUUGCAGUUUGAGAGGGCAGAGGAGCUGUUCAUGUGUUCUAAAGCUCUUGCCGACAUCAUUAUUCCCCAGGAAUAUGGUAUCACUGUGGAGGAGAAACUACAUAUAGCCCAAAACUACUGCACCCCAUUGAUGCGGAAAAUACGCAGUGACUUGCUUCAGUGUCUACACUCCAGUGACUCCACAAUGGAUGAUAAUGCCACAAGACUAGACUCCCGGUAUUCUAAAGGUGUUGCAUCCCCAGAGAGAUUUGUGAGGACACGCUUGUAUUUCACCAGUGAGAGCCACAUACACUCACUGCUCACAAUGCUCAGAUAUGGAGGACUUUGUGAUCCAAAGAAAGAUGAGCAGUGGAAGAGGGCUAUGGACUUCCUCAGUGCAACAGCAGAGCUCAACUACAUGACCCAAAUUGUCUUAAUGAUGUUUGAGGACCCUAGCAAGGAUCCCAACUCAGAUGAGCGCUUCCACAUGGAGCUCCACUUCAGUCCUGGUGCCUAUACUUGCUGUGAUACCAGUCUGGCUCCUUCCUGUAGUAUGGGAUACAGACCUAAUCCAAAAUCAGACAAGAAGGAGAAGGGUUUUGUAGAAGGUUCUAUAAAGGGCUCAGCAUCCUGGCAGAAUUACACUUUACCUCCUGACCCCUUUAUGAAGCCACGACUCUCACAUUCAGAACAUCAAGCAACCAUUAUGGAGUCCCUGGAGAACAUGUACCUACAACAAGAAUCAAAGCCAAAUGAGAUAGCAGAGUCAAACAUGCCUGAGUGGGACUGGGGGACGGAUGAUUCUACUGAGACAAAAGUUUCAAGUCCUGACACAGAUGAAGAAAAGCAAGUGCCUGGAACAAGGGAGUCUGAUGAGACCCUAUCUACAAACAGUGUCUCGAAACCCAUUGCCAUCUCAAGAAACUCUUCCAGUAACAAACUGAGUGGAAGUUGCCCAUCAGGAACAAAUGGUGGACAGAAUUUGGAUGACAAGAAGAGUCGUAGCCUUGAUGAUAAAUCUAUUGACUCUGUUAGAGACCCAGAAAAAAAGCGCAGCCGAAGUCUAGAGGACAAAAACUCUAAUGGUGAUAACACAUCUGAACCAGCAUAUGUACAACGUCACUACAAAACUGUCAACUUACCGCUAUCGUCUCGGCAACAUCAUUCCUUUUCGAGCCUUUUCUACCUCAGCACUGAUGUGUUUAAAGAUAUUGAUGACCCAGAUAUGAUGCAAUUCUGGCUUGCUUUACAAAUCAAUGAAAUUGGCUUAUUAAGUACUAGUUUACUGUUGGGCUCAGCAAGCACGCCCGAUCUCAUGACCUACCAGCUCAAGAAUGAUGGUGCAUUUGGUGGAUUUGGAAUGGUUCCAUCACUACGGCCAUUGGAGACUCUACAUAACAACCUAACCUUCAAGGACAUGGAUGACUUUCUGGGUAUCGCAACCAACACCAAGUUUGUGACCCCGAUUGCAUCACCGCCAUACAGCAUGGUCGGCCCCCCUUCCACCCAUCCCGCUGCCACCGCCUCUGGCUUGCCCCUCAAUGUCUCUAGAGUGGGACACAGUCUCCCCUCUUCUAGCAACUCCUCCGGUGGUCCAUCAUCCCCGACAACAAUGUCAACACCAGUUGACAUAAUGCAGAAGCUGAAGAUGUAUAUUGACAGUCAGACAGAGAGCAUGAGAAUUGAAGCCGAAGCUGCCAAGGCUGCAGCUGCCACUGCAUCACAAAAUAAGAAAGAAGACGUAAAAGAUGACCCAGAAAUUAUGUAGAAUUUUAAUUGGAAAUAUUGUCACCAUGACAGCACAUUAUUUUUGACAAGAAUGGUGCAAUGCUUUGAAAUAAAUGUUACAGGAGACAUUUCCUGUUUUGCAUGAAAAAAAUGUGACUGUAAGAGAGGUAAGAAUCCACGAUUCAAGACUUUGUUGGCGUUGAGUGUGUGCAGGAGAUUCUUUGUUUCCUGUAUCUAUUGGUAUAUACCUCAUGGAAUGCUGAUCUCAAUGCAAACACUGAUCAUGGUUUCACCACAAAAACCACAUACCUGUAUUUGAGUACAUGAUGGGUGUUAUUGACUAUUUCUAUCCAAGAAAACAUCUUUAUGAUGUUGGUCAUACCAGAGGAGAAAUGGAAGUGUUUUGUUAACCAAGAUGACUUAUUUUCGAAAAUCUUUUCUCCAGAAUUUUAAGACAGCAUCUCCGACAUUUAUUACAUUUGACCAUGUGCUUUAUUUUGCUUUUUUUGCAACAUGUUCCUCUUUGGAGAAAUUGAUCAAUAGUCAUAUGAAGUACUUGAUCACUGAAACAUAAUUUCAGGUUUGUACAUAAAGGGUAGAGUAGGUUAGAUUCUGGUGUGAAAGGUGACUAUCUUUUUGCAGGGUGAUCUGAAUCGCCACCCAAUCCCAUACUUUACUAAGAAUUGCAUAAUUGUUCACCAUGCUUACUACUCAGGGCAAAUACAUGUAAAUAUUGUUAUACAUGCUGAAAAUUUCAUCAUUAUGUUGAAAAACAUGUAGAAUUAACAUUGUAAAUAGUAGUUAUAAGAUGUAUGAUAAUUUUUAAUGAUUCUAUGAUAAUUGUUAUAUUUAUUAUUUGUGUGUGAGAUCACCAAAUAAAAUGUGUUCAAUUGCACACAUAUCUUACAGGAAGGUAUGAAAGACAGUACACAUACAAUUUCAUUUUGCAGUGUUUCAUUGUUCAAAUGGGCAUGAUGUGGGGUCCUGCAUCCGUCAUGUGGUAUUUGUCAGUAUGACAUCUUUAACAUAUUUGAGCCCUCGUUCAUGUGAAAAGGGUUACAACUGCAUCUGACAUAUCAACUAGUACAAAUGGUGAUAAAUAUUAGGAUACCCCUUUAAAGAAUGAAGACAUUCUGCUCCUGUGGCAACUUUGAACAUAUGACAGGCAUGUGUCUAGUUUGUAGUUGUCACACAAUGUUAUCCAUUUAUCAAAUUCCUUAAUGCUACAAGGC